AUGUCUCCGAUCAAAGUAGGCCUUGUUGGCCUUUCGUCGCGCUCAAAAGCCCAAUGGGGCCCCAUGGCACAUCUUCCCUACUUUCUGUCAGACCGAGGAAAGGAAAAAUUCCAAAUUGUGGCCGUCCAAAACUCCAGCACCGAGUCCGCCCAACAGGCUAUCAAGGACUUUGGGCUGCCGCCUACCGCACGUGCAUAUGGCAGACCCGAGGAGAUGGCUGCCGAUCCAGACGUACAGCUUGUUGUCAACGUCACUGGCGUUCUCAGUCAUUAUCCCGGAGCGCUACCAAGCAUCGAGGCUGGAAAAGACGCCUUUAUUGAGUGGCCGCUUGCAGACAGUCUCGAGCAUGUACAGGAGAUUGUCGCGCUGGCUUCCGAAAAGAACAUUCGGACAGGUGUUGGGCUACAAGGCCGGUUUGCUCCACCGUUCUUGAAGAUAAAGGAGGUGCUUGCGUCUGGCAAAUACGGAAAAGUGCUGAGCAGCGAGAUUAAAGCCGCAUUUCCGCACAAUCCGCGGGAUGUUUUACCUGUUGGAUGGGAUUUUUUCGCUGCAAAGAAGUAUGGUGUCAAUUCGUAUACCAUUGGAUUUGGUCAUUUGAUCGACGUGGUACAGUCAAUUCUCGGCGAUAUACGCAAUCCUUACACCCAAUUCCAAAACCAACGUCCUGAGCUAAAGCGCGUGGAUCGCAGCACCGGCGAAAUCGUUGGAACAAUUCAAUCAGACGUCCCAGACCUGGUUGUCUUGAUUGCUUCCAUAGCUGAAUCAGCAACCAUUCGUGAUGGCGCAACUCUGCUUGUGCGCUAUCGUAGGGGCCCAUCUUUCAAGGGUGAGCCAGCUUUUGUCUGGAGCAUCAACUGCGAAAAGGGUGAAGUCCGACUGGUCUCUCCUGGUGGUCCGGCAUUGCAGCUGAAUGUGUACUCAGAGCCAGUCACUAUUGACGUGCAUGACUUUGCCGCAGACGAGGUGAAGUCUAUAGAAUGGAACUGGGCCGACUAUCAACUCCAACUGGCAGAAGACGCAAGGGCUACUGCAGCGUGGUACGAAGCAUAUGCAGCAGGUACCGAAAAUGAGGCUGCAACUUUUCAAGAUGCACUGCAUCGACAUGAGCAGCUAGAAAAGUGGCUCAGUAUAUAUAGCGCAUAA
Trichoderma atroviride IMI 206040 is the source of this 1143-nucleotide messenger RNA. RefSeq lists its product as uncharacterized. The record is from RefSeq and is a predicted model, not a curated record. NCBI's taxonomy places the organism in Eukaryota, Fungi, Ascomycota, Sordariomycetes, Hypocreales, Hypocreaceae. Gene Ontology annotation, molecular function: nucleotide binding.